CCCGCCCGUGGCUCCGGCGGCAUCUCGGCCCCUUUCUGCUGAUGUCACGGCGCGGGGCCCCGCAGCCGCCUUCCCCGGGCGGGAAUCCCUUCCCUGGAUCCUCCUCUCUCGCCUCUUCCCUCCCCGGCGCCGCCGGCUGGAGCGGAGCCCGGAGCCUCGGCCACCCGACACACGGAUGCCCCGGCAGGGUCUGUCCAUGGAUGCCAGCAAGAAGGUGGAUCUGAAGAUAAUCAUCAUCGGAGCACUGGGUGUGGGCAAAACCUCCCUCCUGCACCAGUACGUGCACAAGAUGUUUUAUGAGGACUACCGCACCACGCUGGGCGCCAGCAUCCUCACCAAGGUCCUCGAGGUGGACAACACCUCCCUGAAGCUGCAGAUCUGGGACACAGGGGGACAGGAGCGAUUCCGAUCCAUGGUGUCCACCUUUUACAAAGGCUCAGACGGCUGCAUGCUGGCUUUUGACGUGACAGACAGGGAGUCCUUUGAGUCCCUGGACAACUGGAGAGAUGAUUUUCUGGAGAAGGUGAUUCCAAGGGAGCAAGAUUUCCCCAUGGUCGUGCUUGGGAACAAAAUAGACCUCUGCGAUCGGCAGGUACCCAAGGAGAUGGCCUCAGCCUGGUGCAAGGAGAAGGACAUCCCUUACUUUGAAGUCAGCGCCAAGAACAACAUCAACGUCGCGGAGGCUUUCGAGACCCUGGCAAAGCAGGCGCUGGCAACGUACAAAGGGAUCUUUGAGAGUUAUUUAACUGACUCCAUCAAACUCACUCCCAGCGACAAGCCCAAGAAGAGCUGCUGCUGACCCCGGCCUGCCCUGUGCAAGCACAGCCCAGGCAGGCUGCACCCCACGAUGCCCGUGGCCAUCCCGGCCUCGGAGGACCCCAUCCAGUCACCACUCAACACACUGGGACCAGCUGCUUGUGCAUCCCAGGACUUGCUGCUUCCCACCUCUCCGCACCUGCUCUCCCAACGUUCCCCUUGAUCCGCUGGCACCCGAGCGGGUGAUCCCCCUGUGGUGACAGUGCCAGGGAGCUGGGCACUGCUCCGAUGCCUUUCCAUGGCCCUGCAGGUCACCCUGCCCAGCGCAUGGAAUGGUGGCCCCACGGCAUGCACAGCGCUCACGGUGUGUCCUGCGGGGAGAAGUGGGGCUGGUGACCACGGCGCAGGUCUGAGCCCAGCCAGGUCCCCUCCUGAGGUCAGCCACUGCGGAUGCAACCACUGCGUGCCUCAGUUUCCCCUGCUCCCAUGCACAAGCCCUGUCAGUCACCUCCCGCCUCACUGGUGAGGAUCCUCAGAAAAGCACUUUGUCAGGGAUUCUUUUUUUUAAGGAAAGGAAAUUAAAUCGUUCAUUUUUAUUUCUA
Molecule: messenger RNA, 1358 nt
Organism: Strigops habroptila (Kakapo)
Lineage: Eukaryota; Metazoa; Chordata; Aves; Psittaciformes; Psittacidae
Gene: RAB7B
Product: RAB7B, member RAS oncogene family
Exons: 6
Coding region: 176-799 (207 amino acids)
Biological process (GO): endosome to lysosome transport; phagosome-lysosome fusion
Cellular component (GO): late endosome; phagocytic vesicle; lysosome
Molecular function (GO): GTP binding; GTPase activity
Source: RefSeq, a predicted model, not a curated record